Messenger RNA from Stomoxys calcitrans (stable fly), 1633 nucleotides. RefSeq lists its product as uncharacterized. The record is from RefSeq and is a predicted model, not a curated record. Lineage: Eukaryota; Metazoa; Arthropoda; Insecta; Diptera; Muscidae. The coding region runs from base 551 to 1633 and encodes 360 amino acids. The transcript is spliced from 3 exons.
UUUUCAGAGACAAAAUCAAAUGGCCACAUCGUUUUUCAAAUGACCACAUAAACUACCAUGAAGAACAAGUUCUUGCUGUACUCUAAUAGCAUGACAUUGGCCUAUAGUUUGGAGUCCACACUGCCCCAAAUCAAGUGGUUAGACAUUGAACUUAGAUUCAGAUAGGCAUAAGACCACAAAAGACAAACAAACACCUAACUAGUUCCAAGAGUAGUUAUGUACAAACAUUUGGAAUUGAAUCAAAAUCCACUCUUUUUAUGUUUAUUUUUUAAGCAAUCAUAGUGAAACCGUCAAUUUAACAUUGACCCUGCCUCAAUUUCGAUAAGAAAAACAUUUAUUGGGCAAAACUGCAACUGCAGCUGCAAUGUUUAAGUCAAUUGAAACAAGUUUUUCAAAGCUAUAAAAAUUUACAACAAGAAUUUGAAAAUGAAUUUGGAAAUAGUUUCACAAAGAACGUUGAACAGAACGGACACGCCUAAGAGUUAAAAUAUCCAAAAGCUAUAGAAGUGUACAGAAAAAAAAAUUUCAAACAAUUUUGAAAAAAAUAGCAAUGUUAUCCUUCAAAUACGGAGUUGUAGUUAUUUAUUUAUGUUUAAGCAUUGCCUAUGGUCAAGACACUUCUACCUCUGGUUUGCCCACCACUACGACAACCAUAUUGGAUACUUCUGCAGUAGCUUCUGCAACAUCUGGCAUUGAAGAAUCUACAACUAAAGCUGCUGAAAAUAUUUCUGAAAAUUCUUCAGUAAUAACUGUGGAUGUUACUGCAACCAGUGUGUCUAAUGAAAUAUCUUCUACAACUUUAAACUCAAAUAAUGGAGAGGAGAUAACAACCUCUUCAUGGGAACUUAUAUAUCCUGAUCCAAAUUCCACUCUGGUGGAGGAAAAUACACCAAGCUCUAUACCAUCGAUUAUAUCUAAUAAUGAUAUCAAAUCAGGAGCGAGUUCUAAAUACUUUAAAGUUGAUGAUGUCUCAAAUUGUGAAAAAUAUUUUGGCGAAUGUUUGCGUCAGGUUUUGAGCAAUGUCAUGCCUAAAUUUAGAAAUGCUGAUAAUGAUACCCAUUCCCUGACUGGCCUGGAUCCCUUCUAUAUCAAUCGCACCUCUUUCUUGUACAAUGGAGGUCCCCUAAAUGGUCGUAUCACAGUGGGCUAUACCCAUGUUUAUGGCCUUACCUCAAUGAAAUUUCGCAAAGUUAUAUUUAAACGCUCCUCUGUGGGAAAUUCUUUCAAAAUUCGCCUUUCCACUAUAAUACCUAAGGUUUUGGCCAAGGGCUCUUAUAAGGCCGAUUUAAAAUUGAAUUCUGUGGCUGUUAGGCCCAGUGGAGAAAUGAACAUUACCUUGUAUGGCUUGGCAGUGGAACAAUUGGCUCGAGGCGAGAUAUAUACUGAGGAUGAGCAUCGUUUUUUGAAGUUGACAUCGAUUAAUGUAACCGCUGCCUUGAGAGAUGCUAAAAUUAAUGCUACGGGUUUGGUAGCUGAUCUGAGAUUGAACGAUAUCAUUCUGAAUGUGGCUAAUAACUAUUGGCGUGAUAUUUUCAACAUCAUCUUACCGGAUACUAAGGACAAUUGGUCACCCAUAAUAAUGAAUGGCCUCAACAAGGUUUUCUCUAUGGUGCCUUUUGAUUUUCUAAAAUAA